AUGGACUGUGUCUCCCAUUUGCAGAAGACUGUUAGGAAUCAUGAUAAUCUAUCAUUCAAGCUUCGGCAUGCACCUUUUGAAGCCUUGUACGGCAAGAGAUGCCAAACUUCAGUCUAUUGGUUUCAAGAUGGAGUACAUUUAAUGGUUGGGCUAGAAAUGCUUCAGAAAACUAAGGAGCAAGUUAGGCUUAUACAAAAAAGGUUGAAAGCAGCUCAAAGCCAUCAGAAAUCAUAUGCUAAUCGGCGUCGAAGACCUUUGGAGUUUAAGGUGGGUGAUCACGUGUUCUUGAUAGUAUCAAGAACUACGGGUGUACGACGAGCUCUGAAGGCCAAGAAGCUGACGCCUAAGUUUAUUGGGUCGUAUCAGAUAUUGCAUCGCAGAAGACCCAUAGCCUAUGAAUUGGCACUACCGCCUCAGUUAGCAGAACUGCAUAAUGUCUUUCAUAUGCAUCAGUUAAGGAACUACAUUCCAGAUCCAACUCAUGUGAUUGAACCAGAUGUUGUGCAAAAACGAGACGAUUUGUUGAUUGAGCUUCCAGCUGCACAUAUUGAAGACACUAAAGUUAAGGAGCUCAGAGGCAAGUCAAUUCAACUAGUAAAAAUUGUUUGGGAUCCAGUUACUGGUGAUGCCAUGUGGGAGUUGGAGGAUCAGAAAAGGGAGCAAUAUCCUCAUCUCUUUUAUGAUGAGUGA
Molecule: messenger RNA, 690 nt
Organism: Abrus precatorius (Indian licorice)
Lineage: Eukaryota; Viridiplantae; Streptophyta; Magnoliopsida; Fabales; Fabaceae
Exons: 2
Coding region: 1-690 (229 amino acids)
Source: RefSeq, a predicted model, not a curated record